CCAACCUCAGCCUCCUCCACUAUCCAUCCUAUUUUGCACUUAUCUCCAUUUUGUCCACACCUCCCCUCCUGGCUCUUGGUCCUAUCAAUAUUUCAACCUCCCACCGGACCAGGCAUCACCAUGUCUUCUCCAGCAGCAAACCGUCGCAGAGGUCGCUUGACCAGGGAUUCGACCAUAUCUUCUCCUGCCCGCUCAAGUCGCUCCACCAGAUCCCAACAACACCUUCAAACCAGCAGUCCACCCCCCAGAGAUGAUCAGUCGCAGAUUACCCCCCGUGCUUCCAGACGGUUACGGGGUGAAGGUCCCGUCCCAUCGUCGUCGCCGAUGUUCUUCCAGUCGUCUCCAAUGAAAGCGAAUAGCAGCGCAGAGAGCCCAGACCUCAGAAUGGAAGAACCUAGCUCGCCUGUCAGGGCAUCUUCGACAAUGGAAGACGUCGAAACUACCCCUCGAGGAAAUGCCGCUGUCAUCAGAGAUUCAUCUCCCAUUCGCUACGUCUCCAGCUCCAGUCCGACUCGUUCUCUCGGUCGCCGGGCGGAGCGGUCAGACAUCCCCAGCAGCAGUAGCGGUCUUUUCGUGUCGACUCGAUCGGUCACAGAUGGUAACCGUGGAGUCUCUCGACGCAAUGACCUUCAUUCAGGUGGCUUCGGAUCAACCCCGAGUCGUCGCCGCAGAAUCUUCGUCGACGCCAACGGCGUGCCCACCGCCGAUGCUGAGCCGCGCUCCGAUGCAACCUUCUCCAAUAUUCAUCCAGACACAUCCGAAGCCGAGGCUCUCGGUGGCAGCUCGACCCGUGUGAUUUGGGGUACCAACAUCUCAAUUCAAGAUUCGAUGUCCGCCUUCAAGAACUUUCUGUAUAAUUUCGCUGCCAAAUAUCGACUAUGGGCAGAAGGCGCUUCUGAAGAAAUAACCCGGACGAUGGGCAAGGCUGCAGAAGAGAGAGAAUAUAUUACCAUGCUCAACACGAUGCGUCAGCUCGGUGUCACUAAUCUCAAUUUGGACGCAAAGAAUCUCAAGGCGUAUCCCUCGACCCUCAAGCUAUGGCACCAAUUGCACGCAUAUCCGCAGGAGAUCAUUCCUUUAAUGGAUCAGACCGUCAAGGAUGUUAUGGUGGAACUUGCAGGCAAGGAGAUGCAGCGUCAGCGAAGCCACAACCGACACCACCAGAGUCAGUCAAGGGAUCUGAGCUCCGCACCUGCGGUUCCCAGCUCCGAUGCGCUUAUGAGUGAUGCCGGUCGCACGCCACAGGCUGAAAUCCAGGACCUUGUCCAGGAAGUUGAAUCAAAUUCCUAUAAGGUCAUGCCUUUCGGGCUUGACUCUGCAGUUAACAUGAGAGAUCUGGACCCUGCUGACAUGGAUAAAUUGGUCAGCAUCAAAGGUCUAGUCAUUAGAACCACCCCCAUCAUUCCUGACAUGAAAGAGGCUUUCUUCCGCUGCCAAGUUUGUAACCAUAGCGUCCAGGUUGACAUCGAUCGUGGCAGGAUCGCAGAGCCUGCUGAAUGUCCCCGCCCGAUUUGCAAAGCCAAAAACUCGAUGCAACUUAUUCAUAACCGGUGUGCAUUUGCCGAUAAGCAGGUGAUCAAACUACAGGAAACUCCCGACAGCAUUCCGGACGGACAAACGCCUCACUCCGUUUCCCUGUGUGUGUAUGAUGAGCUGGUGGAUGUCUGCAAAGCUGGUGACCGUGUUGAGGUCACUGGUAUCUUCCGAUGCAACCCUGUGCGCGUAAAUCCUCGCCAGCGGACGCAGAAGACCCUAUUCAAGACUUAUGUAGACGUCUUGCACGUCCAGAAGAUCGAUCGCAAGAAGUUGGGUAUUGAUGCGUCGACUGUCGAACAGGAGCUUUCGGAGCAGGCUGCUGGGGACUCCGAGCAGGUACGCAAGAUCACAGCCGAGGAAGAGGAGAAGAUUAAGCGGACCGCCACCCGGCCGGACAUCUACGAGCUGCUCUCUCGCUCACUGGCACCAAGUAUCUACGAGAUGGAUGAUGUCAAGAAAGGCAUCUUGCUGCAGAUGUUCGGCGGCACCAACAAGACUUUCGAAAAAGGAGGUAACCCACGUUACCGCGGUGACAUUAACGUCUUACUCUGCGGUGAUCCUUCCACAUCGAAAUCGCAGCUUCUCCGUUACGUUCACAAGAUUGCCCCUCGCGGUGUCUAUACUAGUGGCAAGGGUUCUUCGGCUGUCGGUCUUACAGCUUAUGUCACUCGUGAUCCCGAGACCCGCCAGAUGGUCCUUGAGUCCGGCGCUUUGGUUCUCUCUGACGGCGGUAUCUGCUGUAUCGAUGAGUUCGACAAGAUGAAUGAGUCCACGCGCUCAGUCCUGCACGAAGUCAUGGAGCAGCAGACCGUUUCGGUCGCUAAAGCUGGUAUCAUUACCACCCUCAAUGCUCGAACCAGUAUCUUGGCUUCGGCCAACCCUAUCGGCAGUCGCUACAACCCCAACCUGCCUGUUCCUCAAAACAUCGACUUGCCCCCCACUCUCCUUUCUCGAUUCGACCUGGUGUAUCUUGUUCUGGAUAGAACCGAUGAGCAGGAAGACCGUCGGCUGGCCAAGCACUUGGUGAAUAUGUACCUGGAAGAUAAGCCUGAGAACGCAAGCACUGAAGAGAUUCUGCCGAUCGAAUUCCUCACGGCCUAUAUCACCUAUGCCAAGACUCGGGUGCACCCUGUGCUCACUCCCGCUGCGGGCAAAGCGCUCUCCGACGCCUAUGUUAACAUGCGCAAGUUGGGAGACGACAUCCGGUCGGCGGACCGCCGUAUCACGGCUACCACCCGUCAACUGGAAUCGAUGAUCCGUCUUUCCGAGGCUCAUGCGCGGAUGCGCCUCUCCACGGAGGUCACGGCGGACGACGUGGAUGAAGCCGUGCGCUUGAUCCGCUCCGCCAUCAAGCAAGCCGCGACGGACGCCCGCACUGGUCUCAUUGACAUGGGUCUGCUGACCGAAGGUACCAGCGCUAGUGAGAGGCGCAACCGAGAGGCAAUCAAGCGUGGCGUGCUUGCGGUUGUGGAUGAGUUGGCGGGUCCCACCGGCGGUGCCAACUGGACCAACGUCUUCCGUGUCCUGAAUGAUCAAAGCAGCGCUGCCGUUGAUAACGCUCAGUUCAACGAUGCUGUUCGUGCAUUGGAGACAGAAGGCAUGGUCAAUGUCUUGGGCGAAGGUCCCCGACGCACUAUCCGGCGCGCCGCCGGAGCUCUGCCCUGAGCUUGAAGCAGGGCGACUAGUUGAUGAGAAACAUGAUGCAACGGACUAGAUAGCUUUUUGGACAGAUGCGUCCUGUCUCGGUUACUUGCUAUUGGGGGAUGGCGUUUAUGAUAUACCGAACAUGUGUACUUAACCUUGGGUUCCGGAUACUCCGUAGUCAAACAUACAAAAAUCUAAUAUCUC
This is a messenger RNA of Aspergillus saccharolyticus JOP 1030-1, 3384 nucleotides long. Its product is annotated as MCM DNA helicase complex subunit MCM4. Bases 121 to 3201 code for a protein of 1026 amino acids. Gene Ontology annotation, biological process: mitotic DNA replication initiation; DNA strand elongation involved in DNA replication; DNA replication. The record is from RefSeq and is a predicted model, not a curated record. Lineage: Eukaryota; Fungi; Ascomycota; Eurotiomycetes; Eurotiales; Aspergillaceae. Gene Ontology annotation, cellular component: MCM complex; nucleus. Gene Ontology annotation, molecular function: single-stranded DNA binding; ATP binding; single-stranded DNA helicase activity. The transcript has 5 exons.